This is a messenger RNA of Jaculus jaculus (lesser Egyptian jerboa), 4062 nucleotides long. It is a transcript of the gene Osbpl1a, whose product is annotated as oxysterol binding protein like 1A. NCBI's taxonomy places the organism in Eukaryota, Metazoa, Chordata, Mammalia, Rodentia, Dipodidae. The record is from RefSeq and is a predicted model, not a curated record. The transcript is spliced from 28 exons. Bases 134 to 2986 code for a protein of 950 amino acids. Gene Ontology annotation, molecular function: protein binding; cholesterol binding. Gene Ontology annotation, cellular component: intracellular membrane-bounded organelle; membrane; cytosol.
UAGCCGCAGGCCACGCUCCGCUCGGGUGUGUGUUCUCCGCUCCGGGAGCCCGUGUCCUCGGGGAGUGCCCGGCAGCAUCGGUGACGGUCCCCGGGCCUCCAGGAGCUCGGGCGGCCGCGGACGGCGCGGAGAAAUGAACACAGAAGCAGAACAGCAGCUUCUCCAUCAUGCCAGAAAUGGCAACGCAGAAGAAGUGAGACGGCUGCUGGAAACCCUGGAGCGGAGUGGAGCAACUGCUGACAUUAACUGCAAAGGAAGAAGUAAGUCUAAUUUGGGCUGGACCCCUCUACACCUGGCAUGCUAUUUUGGACACAGACAAGUGGUCCAGGAUCUGUUGAAGGCUGGCGCAGAAGUGAAUGUGUUAAAUGACAUGGGAGACACACCACUGCAUCGAGCAGCCUUCACAGGACGAAAGGAGUUGGUAAUGCUUCUCUUAGAAUACAAUGCUGAUACGACUGUGGUAAACGGGAACGGACAGACAGCAAAAGAAGCCACUCAUGACAAAGAAAUCAGAAACAUGCUUGAAGCUGUUGAAAGGACUCAGCAAAGAAAGCUCGAGGAAUUGCUUUUGGCAGCAGCGAGAGAAGGCAGAGCAGCCGAGCUGACAGCUCUGCUCAGCAGGCCCAAUCCCCCUGAUGUUAACUGUACGGAUCAGUUAGGAAACACUCCCUUGCAUUGUGCGGCUUACCGGGCCCAUAAGCAGUGUGCCUUAAAGCUCCUAAGAAGUGGAGCCAACCCUAAUCUGAAGAACAAGAAUGAUCAGAGACCUUUUGACCUUGCUCAAGGUGCUGAAAUGAAACAUGUUCUUGUUGGUAAUAAGGUCAUCUACAAAGCCCUGAAACGCUAUGAAGGCCCCCUCUGGAAGAGUUCAAGGUUUUUUGGCUGGAGGUUAUACUGGGUAGUGUUGGAACAUGGAGUCCUUUCAUGGUAUAGAAAACAGCCUGAUGCUACCCAGAAUAUUUAUCGCCAGGGGUGCAAACAUCUGACGCAAGCAGUGUGCUCGGUGAAGCCCACUGACAGCUGCCUCUUCUUCAUCCGAUGCUUUGAUGACACCAUUCAUGGCUUCAGGGUUCCUAAGAACAGCCUUCAGCAGUCAAGAGAGAAGUGGCUGGAAGCUAUCGAAGAGCAUUCUGCUUACAGCACUCACUAUUGCUCCCAGGACCAGUUGACUGAUGAUGAAGAGGAAGAGACCAUUUCUGCUGUGGACUUGAAGGAGUCCUUGGAGAAAGCACAAGCAUGUCAACAACGACUAGAUAGGGAAAUUUCCAGCUUUCUCAGAAUGAUUAAGGAAUGUCCCAUGGCUAAAGAAAUCCUUCCAUCAUUUCUUCAGAAAUUUGAAGUUGUCUCUGAAGCGUCUAGAGAAACUUGUGUAGCUUUGAGUGAUUGCCUUAAUCUCUUCACUAAGCAAGAAGGGGUGAGGAAUUUUAGAUUGGAACAGGAACAAGAAAAAAACAAAAUUUUGUCAGAAGCACUGGAGGCUUUAGCCACUGAGCACCAUGAACUAGAACGGUCUCUGGUCGAAGGCUCCCUGCCUCCCAGCAUCCUUAGUGAAGACGAGUUCUAUGAUGCACUGUCAGAUUCCGAGUCCGAACAGUCCCUGAGCCGACUAGAGGCUGUGACAGCACACUCCUUUGAAGAGGACGAAGUGACCCUGGGCAGUGGAAAACACAGGAUGUCUGAAGGAAAAGAUUGUGGUGGGGGAGAUGCGCUCUCCAAUGGCAUCAAGAAGCACAGAACCAGCCUGCCUUCUCCUAUGUUCUCCAGGAACGACUUCAGCAUCUGGAGCAUCCUGAGAAAAUGUAUCGGAAUGGAACUAUCCAAGAUCACGAUGCCAGUCAUUUUUAAUGAGCCUUUGAGCUUCCUACAACGACUCACUGAGUACAUGGAGCACACUUACCUCAUCCACAAGGCCAGUUCACUUUCUGAUCCUGUGGAGAGAAUGCAGUGUGUAGCUGCAUUUGCUGUGUCUGCUGUUGCUUCUCAGUGGGAACGGACUGGAAAGCCCUUCAACCCACUUCUGGGAGAGACUUACGAAUUAGUUCGAGAUGACCUUGGAUUCAGACUCAUCUCCGAACAGGUCAGCCAUCACCCACCCAUCAGUGCGUUUCAUGCAGAAGGAUUAAACAACGAUUUCAUCUUCCAUGGCUCAAUCUACCCCAAGCUGAAGUUCUGGGGGAAGAGUGUUGAAGCAGAACCCAAAGGAACCAUCACAUUAGAGCUUCUUGAACACAAUGAAGCUUACACGUGGACAAACCCUACCUGUUGCGUGCACAACAUCAUCGUGGGCAAGCUCUGGAUUGAGCAGUACGGCAACGUGGAGAUCACCAACCACAGGACUGGAGACAAAUGUGUCUUGAAUUUUAAGCCAUGUGGUCUUUUUGGGAAAGAAUUGCACAAAGUUGAAGGCUAUAUACAAGAUAAAAGCAAGAAGAAGCUGUGUGCCCUCUAUGGGAAGUGGACGGAGUGUUUGUGCAGUGUGGACCCUGCCACUUUUGAUGCUUACAAGAAGAAUGAUAAGAAAAACACAGAAGAGAAGAAGAACAGCAAACAGAUGAGCUCUUCCGAGGAGUCAGAUGAAAUGCCAAUGCCAGAUUCAGAAAGCGUAUUCGUUAUCCCUGGAAGUGUUCUCCUGUGGCGCAUAGCUCCACGGCCUCCCAAUUCUGCCCAGAUGUACAAUUUUACCAGCUUUGCAAUGGUAUUGAAUGAAGUGGACAAGGAGAUGGAGAGUGUGAUUCCUAAGACGGACUGCAGGCUGCGGCCCGACAUUCGAGCCAUGGAGAAUGGAGAAAUAGAUCAAGCUAGUGAAGAAAAAAAACGACUUGAGGAAAAACAAAGAGCAGCCCGCAAAAACAGGUCCAAGUCAGAAGAGGACUGGAAGACAAGGUGGUUCCAUCAAGGUCCUAAUCCCUACAAUGGAGCACAGGACUGGAUUUACUCUGGCAGCUACUGGGACAGAAACUACUUCAAUUUGCCUGACAUUUAUUAAAAGUGCAAACAAGUCAAAUCAGGGUGUUUGCUAAUCUAUGAAUAAGUCUUAAACAUAUGUUUUUAAAGCUAUUCCCUUGGUUUCUACUCAUCUUUUCAAAGGAAAAAAGAAAAACACCUGUUCAUGAGAUAACUUGAAUUCCACCCAACAAUAUAGGUGAUGCAGGUCUUGGGAAAAUACACUUUCUUAACCAUACAUACUUGUUUGGAAUAUCUUAUAGAAAGGUCAGAGAAACUGGGAGAGGAUGCUUUUUCUGACUGCUAUUGCCAUGUAUACUGGAGGUUUCUCCCUAAAUGUAACUUUAGCUUAUGGAGUAACAUAGGAACCAAAUUGUCAUUUUGAAUAUUUGAUGCUGGAAUGCUUUAGGACUCUCCUUUACAGUGUUUACGUGCUCUGAGGUAGAGGUUGUCAUUUUAUAAAAACUAAAUUUGGCAAGAUGGCUUUGAUUCCUACUAAUCCUCAGUUUCACCCCAUCCCCCCUUCAAAUGACAACAACAAAAAUCCUGAGUAUUCAAGUUUCUGAUUUCAAAGUUCUAAAUGAUUAAACUGGAAAAGGAAUUUAAUUUUCAUAAUGCUUUGAAUUUACUAUUACAGUUUUUGUGAUCACUGUCAUUAGUUUAAAGGGUUACAUUGUAUCUGUUUGAACUGAAAAUAUGUAUAAGAUCCAGCAAUUUACAAAUGCCCUAGAAAUAGAUUUUAAUCAUUAUUAUUACUUAAUGACAAACCUUUAAGCUUUAACAUCCAGUGGCAAAUGCCACCACAGAAAUCAAGCUGCACUCCUGUAUUAUAAGCAUCAAACUACAUAAAAGGAGGUCUUGUGCAUUUCACGUUUGCAAGGUACCUAUGUACUUAAAACAUGUAUGGAGACCUACUGUAUAGUAGAUUUGCCCCUUUAAUUGGGGCAUAUUAAUCUUAUAGUAUUUAUCCUCCCAGACCACAGACUGAAAUAUUGCUUUCAAAGGGGCCAUCGGUCACUUUCAAUAAAUUAUUUUAAUUGCUGUCUUGAAGUUAACAAAUGUUACAUAAUGAAAUAACCUACCUGAUGCUAAAUAAAGACUUUAGGAUAUUCCAACAAA